This is a messenger RNA of Diabrotica virgifera virgifera (western corn rootworm), 1282 nucleotides long. Its product is annotated as calphotin-like. The transcript has 2 exons. NCBI's taxonomy places the organism in Eukaryota, Metazoa, Arthropoda, Insecta, Coleoptera, Chrysomelidae. The record is from RefSeq and is a predicted model, not a curated record. Bases 142 to 1188 code for a protein of 348 amino acids.
AAUAGCAGGUCCAUAUCAAUUUUGGAACAGGUUCAAAUAUUUUUUAUACAAACAUAAUUUUGUAGAAAAAACUAUGAUAUAAAAAGGAUGAUUUUGAAGAUUUUAGUAUCAUUCAGAUCAGUUCUCUUAAACUAGACCAACAUGAAGACCUUCCUGAUUUUAUCCUGCGUUGCAUUGGCUGUUAUUGCCGCUCCUGGAGCUAAAGAUGCCAAAUCAUCCGAAAAGAGUAAACGUCAUCUUGGAGAGAACUAUUACUACUUCGAUUCCUUGCCACAAACUUACAGUGCCCCACUUCAACUAGACAACACCGUCCUGUUGUCUAACUCUGCUCAAGUUGCCCAAGCUGCCCCUGUUGCUCAAUUCUACAGUGCUCCUGUUGUAAGACACGAAGUUGCUCAACAAAUUGCCCCUGUUGCUCAAUUCUACAGCGCCCCUGUUGUAAGAGAAGAAGUUGCCCAACACACUGUCCACAACGUAAUCAACAAAGUACCAGUUGCCAUCGCACAACCCGUUGCUGUACCUAUCACCAAGACUGUUAAAGUAGCCCAACCCUACCCAGUAACAGUUGAGAAACCUCUUCCAGUCCAAGUAAGAGUAAACGUACCAUACCCAGUUGAAAAACCAUACCCAGUACAUGUACCUCACCAAGUACCAUACCAAGUAAAAGUAAAGGUACCAUAUGCAGUAGAAAAACCAUAUCCAGUUACCAUCACCAAAACUGUACCUGUAGCUGUUGAAAAGCCAGUAUACGUCAAAGUACCAGAAAUAGUCAAAGUGCCAGUUGCUCAACCCUACCCAGUUGCUGUCCAACGUAAAGUAGCUGUUACUGUACCUGAACCACAUGUUGUUAAAGUACCUGAACUCAUCAACGUACACCACAAAGUCUACAAACAGCCCGUUGUCCAACAACAAGUAGUUGAACAAAUCAGCUUGCCAGUAUAUAGCCAACAAGUGUACGGACAAGAAUACGGUCUUUCAUCUGGUCUCCAAUCUGGUUACCAAUCUGGUUACCAAUCUGGUCUCCAAUCUGCUCAAAUCAUCUCAGGUGAAUUUCUCGAAACUGAACAAGCUCCCCCAUGCCCCUUGACCCAAGGUCACAACAAGAACAGCUUCGGAUCCAACUUUGGAUCAUACGGUAAACACAGCAUCUUUGCCCGUAACACAGAAAAGAAUGCCCAGAAACACUAAGAUUGCUGAUAUUGAUGAUAGAUGUAUAUAAUGUUGAUAUUCGACAAAAUGUGCCGUAGAUUAUAGAUUUUUAAAUAAAUUUUAAUAACAUUAA